Cavia porcellus (domestic guinea pig) is the source of this 1974-nucleotide messenger RNA. RefSeq names its product nicotinamide nucleotide adenylyltransferase 3 (gene Nmnat3). The transcript has 7 exons. Gene Ontology annotation, cellular component: mitochondrion. Lineage: Eukaryota; Metazoa; Chordata; Mammalia; Rodentia; Caviidae. Gene Ontology annotation, biological process: NAD+ biosynthetic process. The record is from RefSeq and is a predicted model, not a curated record. Bases 381 to 1193 code for a protein of 270 amino acids. Gene Ontology annotation, molecular function: nicotinamide-nucleotide adenylyltransferase activity; nicotinate-nucleotide adenylyltransferase activity.
CACAAGGUCAAAUUCGCCUUAGACCCCACCCCCAGCGCGGGGCAGGAGCGGUCACCCUACUCCGCAGUCCUCUGACCUGGAAGCGACCCAGCGUCCAGACCUGACACGGUGUCUAUUUGAUCUUUGAGAGCAGGCAACAACCCUGCUUCGGCCUUGCCAUCCCCCGAGAUUCACCCGGUGCUGCCGCAGAGCCCCGUGAGGCUCAGGGCACCGUAUUUGUGGCCUUAUCCUGAAUUCAAUCUUUCAAUCAACAGUUUCUAAGAUGGUAUUCCAACAUUUAAGUGACUGCUUACUUUUUCUGUGUCUGACUUUUCCUCUAAAAUGAGUUCUGGAGAGCCAACACUGUAUCUUCCACAUCUCUGUCCUCAGUACUGAGCACCAUGGCACGUGCAAGAGGCAGGGUGGCCACUGCAGGGAACGUCGAUGUGCCUGACAAGAUGAAGAACCGAAUACCUGUGGUGCUUCUGGCCUGUGGCUCCUUCAACCCCAUCACCAAUAUGCACCUGCGCUUGUUUGAGGUGGCUAGAGAUCAUCUGCACAAAACAGGAAUGUACCAAGUCGUGGAGGGCAUCAUCUCACCCGUCAAUGACAACUAUGGGAAGAAAGACCUGGUACCCUCCCAUCACCGAGUGGCCAUGGUCCGUCUGGCCCUGCAGACGUCUGACUGGAUUCGGGUGGACUCCUGGGAGAGUGAGCAGGUGCAGUGGAUGGAGACGGUGAAGGUGCUCAGGCAUCAUCAGAGCCAACUGCUCAGAUCUGCAGCCCGGAUGGAAGGCCUGGACCCUGACAAGCCACCUUCAGACCUCACAGCUGCACCUGAGCUGAAACUCCUCUGCGGGGCAGACAUCUUGAAGACCUUCCAGACCCCCAACCUCUGGAAAGACUCACACAUCCAGGAAAUAGUGGAGAAGUUUGGCUUGGUGUGCGUGAGCCGGGCAGGGCAUGACCCACAGGGGUACAUCUUGGGUUCACCCAUCCUGUCCAAAUACAGACACAACAUUCACCUGGCCAGGGAGCCAGUGCCAAACGAGAUUAGUGCUACAUAUGUGAGGAGAGCCCUGAGCCAAGGGCAAAGUGUGAAGUACUUGCUUCCUGAUGCUGUCAUUGGCUAUAUCAAGGACCAUGGUCUGUACAUGACAGACAGUUCCCAGAAAGGCAGAAGUACCCAGAGGAAUAAAGGAAAGACAAGCUAGGCAAGCCACUAGUCAACCCCUCUGCCACCCAGCUCCUCCUGGAGUGAGGUUUUAGCUUUGCUUUGUUUUCUGCUUUUCUGGGGGGCUUUCUUUGUCUUAUUACUAUAAUGAUGUUACCUCUGAUGAGUCUUCUACCCCAGGAAGAAUACGUUCUGUCUACACAGCCAGGAAAUAUAUUUAUCAAAGAAGCUGGAAUGGUAUGCCAGAUCAUCAAGAUCAGGCAGCGCUGCUCAGAGCCCCUGCACGAUGAGGCCUCCUUACCUUGUGUCAGUGGUAAUCAUGGCACCAACACUGAAUAUCAUUCUGAGCUCAGUCAGCCCUUGAGGAUAGAACCAGAAUUUCCCACAUGCAUUUUUUUACUGGGUCCACGUGUGGCCUGCUGGUCCUGAUUGGCAGGAUUUGACAGGAUUCUAAUUACUGAACAGUGGGCCUUAUCAACAUCCUUGUUUCAAACAGUAAUGCUGAGGAGUGAAAUGUUUGGAAACGACCCUUAUACCACAUCUCCAUUUACAAACUGUUGUCUGCUUGCCUCCUGGCCUCUCAUGAAAUUCAAACUAAACUCUAAGUAGUGAAUCUCAAAUGAUAUUUUUGAUACAAAUAUUUUUUAACAUUGCUAUACUCUAAACACCAAGUCUCCUGAUUUUCAAGUUUCUAAAAAGAAACUGAAGUAAAACAGAUGCCUAUUUUAGAGAACCUUUUUGAAUGUUUUAUGACUGCCUGCCUGUUUGAAUAUUGGCAAAGGGAUAAAUAAUAAAUCGACAUCAAAACGUACUAAUGAAAA